Halichondria panicea is the source of this 3691-nucleotide messenger RNA. Its product is annotated as adhesion G-protein coupled receptor G6-like. NCBI's taxonomy places the organism in Eukaryota, Metazoa, Porifera, Demospongiae, Suberitida, Halichondriidae. Gene Ontology annotation, biological process: cell communication; adenylate cyclase-activating G protein-coupled receptor signaling pathway; cell surface receptor signaling pathway. The coding region runs from base 84 to 3518 and encodes 1144 amino acids. The transcript is spliced from 18 exons. Gene Ontology annotation, molecular function: G protein-coupled receptor activity. Gene Ontology annotation, cellular component: plasma membrane. The record is from RefSeq and is a predicted model, not a curated record.
AAUUUAUGUCGUUUAUAGCUCUAUACAGUGAGCCAGAUAAAGACAAAAAGAUAAAUGCUAAUAAAUUAUAAGAUUCUGACUAUAUGGCUGGUUCAAAAACUUUGUGUUGCUUGUUCCUAUUGUCUGUCCUCCUCGACAUAUCACUUGGAGCUGGUGAUGAUCCCACCAUGGAUAGCACAUCAGCUGCGUUAGUGUCAUUUGGAGCAGCUUCAUACACAUUCUCUGAGAAUCCGAGUAGAACAGUGUUCAUCCAAGUAGUCACCUCUCGACCCGCUCCCGAGGGCUUCACGUUCUCUGUUUCUUCUGUUCUCACUCAAACCGACUACGUAGAACCUUCAGGUGGAAACGUGGAGUUCACUACACUUUUUCCGGCUGGAGAAACAUCGGUUAACCUUCCCGUUGAGAUUACUGAUGACGAGGUUGCUCUUGAAGAAGUGGAGACCGUGAUUGCCAGCCUCAGGCUAAACAAUCCACCCUCAACAGUGCAGCUAGGCUCUCCUAGUAUGACUUCCAUCGAGAUAGUGGACAAUGAUCUACCACCUGCGUUAGUGUCAUUUGGAGCAGCUUCAUACACAUUCUCUGAGAAUCCGAGUAGAACAGUGUUCAUCCAAGUAGUCACCUCUCGACCCGCUCCCGAGGGCUUCACGUUCUCUGUUUCUUCUGUUCUCACUCAAACCGACUUCGUAGAACCUUCAGGUGGAAACGUGGAGUUCACUACACUUUUUCCGGCUGGAGAAACAUCGGUUAACCUUCCCGUUGAGAUUACUGAUGACGAGGUUCCUCUUGAAGAAGUGGAGACCGUGAUUGCCAGCCUCAGGCUAAACAAUCCACCCUCAACAGUGCAGCUAGGCUCUCCUAGUAUGACUUCCAUCGAGAUAGUGGACAAUGAUCUACCGGCUGCAGUGUCAUUUAGAGCGGCUUCAUAUACAUUCUCUGAGAAUCCAAGUAGAACAGUGUUCAUCCAAGUAGUCAUUUCUCGGCCCGCUCCCGAAAGCGGCUUCUUUUUCGCUGUUUCUUUUGAACCUUCAGGUGGAAACAUGGAGUUCACUACGCUUUUUCCGGGUGGAGAAACAUCGGUUAACCUUCCCGUUGAGAUUACUGAUGACGAGGUUCCUCUUGAAGAAGUGGAGACCUUGAUUGCCAGCCUCAGGCUAAACAAUCCACCCUCAACAGUGCAGCUAGGCUCUCCUAGUAUGACUUCCAUCGAGAUAGUGGACAAUGAUGGUCUAUGUCCAGCACUGGCACCUAUUCCAAACGGAGCUAUUACAUAUGGUCCGGAUACAUUUGCUGAUUUUGAUGUGGAUACAGUAGCUACUCAUACAUGUAACGAUGGUUUCAUUCUGGUGGUCGGAUCUGAGACUCGAACGUGUUUAGUCGGAGGGAGAUGGUCUGGCCUGAUUCCUGUGUGCCAGCCUGGUUGUAAAGCGGAGGUAUACCAGAAUCAUUCUUGGCCCAACACGGCACUAGGGUCUACUGCACUGUCCCCUUGUCCAUGUGUUGAAGUAUUGGGUGUGUUGGCAGGGAAUGUCAGCAGACAGUGCUCUGGGUCAAUCAGUGAGGGAGGUAUGUGGAAGGAUGAGCUUGACCUCAGCAACUGUGAGACUACACUUUCAGACAUAUCCCGGGAAUUGUGUGAGAUUACACUAGGACUCUCAUCAAAUAAAACAACUAAAGCGUCCAAUCAGAUUGCCAACGUCACAUAUAGACCACAAAAUCUGACUGCAAGUCAAAUCACCUUGGUUACUGCAAUAGUAGAGCAAGUAGCAGAAGAAGCUGCUAUCAACCAAGAGGUGAGGAACAACUAUCUUCAAGCAAUCAACAAUAUUCAGCAAGCCAAUGCUGACGUCAUCUAUGAGAGCCAGCUGGCAAUGAAUUCCUCAACAAGGAUUCUUGCAAGCCUUGAAACAUUUCUGGACAAUCUCAAUACUUCAACUGUUUCCACAAACUCCACAAGCAAUCAGACUGUUCUCAGUUUCGAAACAUUUGCUAUCAAAGUGCAAGAUUUAGACCCUGACAGUUUCCAGGGCCAGACAUUUGUUGUUGAUUUAGGCCCUGUCGAAGAGGCAGUGAACAAUACUGGCGUUAUCGACCAAGAUGCUCUGAUGACAGCUAAUGAUCACACAGCUGAUAACAGAUCAGAUACUGAUUCCCUUAGUGAAGACACUGACAACUCAACAGCCUCUCUACGCUUAAGCCCUUUGAUUCUUGAAGACUGCCCUUCAACAAAUCGUUCACUUUGGCAGAGAUUAAGUUACUCUGUUUUUUUGUCUGAUGUGCUUUUCCUUCCUGAGAACAGAAGUACUAAUCAGGUGGGAUCUAUUGUGGUGGCUGCAAGACUAGCUUGUCUGCAGAUCAACAAGACAGUGCUCACAGUGCCAGUACGAACAAGCUUUCGGAUCAGGAUGACGGAUAAUGUCAGUAUCAGCAGCUGUGCUGUGUAUAAGACUCAAGAUCAGUUUGGAGCUUGGGACACUACUGGAUGUAGAGAGAUAACCAGUUCCAAUGGGAGAAAAGAUUGUGAGUGCAGACAAUUGGGCCACUUUGGAAUACUCUUUGAUUUGAAUCCAACUGCAUUACCUGAAAAUCUUGCAAUUGCUGUGAGCGCCAUCACAUACAUUGGCCUAGGCUUGUCAGUAGUGUGUCUUCUGGUGUUCAUGUUAACUAUUUUUAUCAGCAAGAAGCUACUCGCUGAUAAGCAGAACCAGAUUCUCAUCAACAUGAGUAUUUCACUGAUAUGCCUGUACUUCACCUUCCUCAUUGGAGGGUUCACUGUUGGUGUCCCACCUCUCUGUGGGCUCAUGUCUGCCCUCCUGCAGUACUUCUUCCUAGUGUUCUUCUCCUGGACGGCUGUAGAAGCUGUCUGGCUCUACCUCAAACUGGUAGUGAUAAUGGGAUCUCAGUCCCUCACCUCUAAGUUCAUGCUGAAGGCUGGACUCUCAGCAUGGUUACUGCCCUUUAUAAUUGUUGUCAUCAGUGCGGGGGCGGGACAUCAGUACUACAGCAACCCAUACUACUGUCGUCCUACUGAAUGGCCUUUCUAUUUUGGAUUCAUUCUUCCUUUUGUCAUCAUCUACGUAUUCAACUGGAUUGUGUUUGUUGCCAUCAUGGUGUCCAUUUGCAAACAUUUUAGAAACCUGCAGUCACUAAACGAGAGCUCCGUACGUCAACAGUUGAGGAAUGUUAAGAAGAACUUGGUCAUUGCUAUGUGCCUAUCGGUUGUACUUGGCCUGGGUUGGGGCCUUGGACUAUUAUCAACAAGCUCUGAUCUUGUGGAGCUGUCAUUCACAUUCCAAGUGAUAUUCUCGAUCUUUGUGGGCUCUCAAGGUGUGCUGGUUUUUAUUCUUUAUGGCCUUCGAAGCACUGAAUUCCGCCAGACAUGGAUAAAACGCUUUAAUAAAUAUAUAUCAAACACUGAUAAUGUUACGUCUUUUGAGAAAGGAAGCACUAAUCCACGAGAUAAUUCUAGCACUGUUGGAGUGGAGUUAUCGAGUGUGAGCACAAUAUCAAACAAGCAGUGACACACAAUGAAGAAAAGAACUAUAAGUUAAAGAGACAAGACUUAUAUAAGUAGCUGAGUUCAUACAUUAUUAAGCUAACGUCCUCUCAGUAUAUUAAAAUGUGUGCUUGUGAUCAGUUAAUCACUUGAUGUGCUUUUAUAUGUAACUAAAAUGUAUAAUAAUUUUAUACUAUA